AGGUAGACGCACGAUUGUUUCAGUUUCACAGAGAAGCGCAGCAACGUAGAUAAAUAAUGGCGAGUCAGCGAAUCUUGUUCAAGUCUUGUGUCUUUUUAACUUCUCUUUUGGUUGUUCUAUCUCGUGUUAAAGGAGUGCUAAAGAUUGUAGACCCAUUACCAGGUCAUAGUGUUGCAAUAGAAGAUGAAACUCUUCGCGUGACGUGUGUGGUGUUUGAUGCUGAAGACCAACAUGUCAAACCUACUGGCGUAGACUUCUUUCGUGUGGAUAAGUAUGGUGAUUUGAUUCGUAUAGUGGACCAAGGUCCUGCAGGAAACUGUGUUUUUGAAAACAAAACAGAAGUUGAUGGAAGAAAGCUGUAUGUUACCAUGGUGAUCAAACGAAUCAAACCGAGUGAUUCAGGGCAGUACAGAUGCACGCUACCUAACGACACUAAUACAUCCUAUGGUUUUGGAAUAACUUAUAUUGCAAAGUCUGAUCUUCCAGAGAUUGAAGUGUCACGCAAUAUAACAGCUGAACUAGGCGAGUCUGUUCGUCUGGCAUGCAAUAUUACGCAAAAGGGUAAUAUAUUCAAGGUACGGCUUGUCAUAAUUGCAUGGGUUAAGGAUGACCACCAACGUAUCGCUGAAGUACCUUCAGCUGAAAGAAAUCUUAAAGACAUCAGACUAACGUUGAACAAACCACAAGAUGGUGGUCAUUACGAGUGUAAACUGACUUCCAUGUUACAUGCUCAGAGGACGUAUAACGUUACUCGGAUCAUUUCUGUACAAGUAAGACCGAAGUUUGGCGCAGUGGAUUUAACACACAACGAAAUCGUUCGGAUAAAAGGGGAAGCAGUUCAGUUUCAAUGCGACGCCACAGGAAACCCAAUCAAGAUUGUGUGGAAAAGAAAACCGAGACACAAAAACCUGCUGAUCACACUUAACGAAACAAGUUACUCCAAUGAAAGUCUGCAAACACGUUACAAGUUUACAAGAAAAAGUAACUACGAGGAAUUUAAGCUAGAAAUUCCUAAAACAGAUUACGAAGACCGUGGUGAUUAUUACUGCUGUAUCAGAUCAUCUAACACUAGUGUUCCUGAUCAGUGUCAACGGUUUACUCUCAGGGUUAAAGACCCUCUCAGGCAUUUGUGGCCGAUACUAGGUAUAAUAGUAGAAGCUAUCUUCCUUUAUGUCAUCACCACAUCAUCUGAGAAAACAAAGAAAAAUGAUAACAAAAUUUCAAAAUCGCGUGAUCAUACUGUGGAAGACAGGUCUACUGAUGUUCGCAAAGGAGAAAAAGCUCGCCUCAGAAAGACAACUCUUGAUCCAUAGUGAAAAACUUCUCCCCACCCACUCCCACAUAGAUCGGCUUAGUUAAUAAAAAAUGAUGGCUGUUCAUGAACGAAUAUGUCUCCCACGCAUUCUUUUCAUGAAGGAAAGACUAAGGAAAGUUAAUUCAAUUAUCUUAUAUUGUAUUAUGACAACAAAAGACAAUAUAUAUAGCAGACCUUUUUUGCUAAAUCCAAAUAUGAUUGACUUUUCCGGCAAGAACAGCGAAAAAUAUAAAUUUAACCAAUAAAAUGAAAUAGAAUCA
Molecule: messenger RNA, 1575 nt
Organism: Actinia tenebrosa (Australian red waratah sea anemone)
Lineage: Eukaryota; Metazoa; Cnidaria; Anthozoa; Actiniaria; Actiniidae
Product: neuroplastin
Biological process (GO): synapse organization; homophilic cell-cell adhesion
Cellular component (GO): plasma membrane; axon; neuronal cell body
Molecular function (GO): axon guidance receptor activity
Source: RefSeq, a predicted model, not a curated record